This is a messenger RNA of Morus notabilis, 1533 nucleotides long. RefSeq names its product peptidyl-prolyl cis-trans isomerase FKBP42. Lineage: Eukaryota; Viridiplantae; Streptophyta; Magnoliopsida; Rosales; Moraceae. The coding region runs from base 208 to 1305 and encodes 365 amino acids. The transcript has 8 exons. Gene Ontology annotation, molecular function: peptidyl-prolyl cis-trans isomerase activity; protein binding. The record is from RefSeq and is a predicted model, not a curated record.
UCUUUAAUUUUAAUUUCUUUCUGGAAUCUUCUUCGAUCACUGAAACUCCGAACAUUGUUCAGUGUUUGACCCCCAUUCCGAGACGACCUCUCGAAUCACCUCGCAUCGCACCUUAAAUCCAACUUGAAUCAGAUUUCUCCAGUAAAUUAUCUUUCAAUUGGGUCUCUGAAGAAUCCCAUUUUUUGGGGAUAAGAGAUUUUAUUAUCAAUGGAGGAUGUUCAGGAGCAUCAAAGUCAAUCGCUUGUUCAAGAUGAUGAGAGUGAAAUAGUCACUGAAGAUGCUGCUUUUGUUCAUGGGGAACCUCUUCAAGACGCUAAUGGACCCCCGAAGGUCGAUUCAGAGGUGGAAAUUCUACAAGAGAAAGUCACAAAGCAAGUUGUUAAGGAAGGUCAUGGCCCCAAACCAUCCAAAUAUUCAACAUGCUUCUUUCACUACAGGGCAUGGACCGAGAGCACAGGACAUAAGUUUGAGGAUACUUGGCAGGAACAACAACCAAUUGAAAUAGUUUUAGGAAAAGAGAAGAAAGAAAUGACGGGCUUGGCUAUCAGUGUGUCCAGCAUGAGGUCUGGUGAGCGGGCGCUGCUACAUGUAGGAUGGCAAUUAGGCUAUGGAGAAGAAGGAAGCUUUUCUUUCCCAAAUGUUCCACCCAAGGCUGAUCUAAUAUAUGAAGUUGAGCUUAUUGGAUUCGAUGAGACCAAAGAAGGGAAAACUCGUGGUGACAUGACUGUUGAGGAAAGGAUCGGAGCGGCAGAUAGAAGAAAGAUGGACGGAAAUGCUCUUUUUAAGGAGGAAAAACUGGAGGAGGCUAUGCAACAGUAUUCAAUGGCCAUAACAUAUAUGGGCGACGACUUCAUGUUCCAAUUGUUUGGGAAGUAUCGCGACAUGGCCUUGGCUGUUAAGAAUCCGUGCCAUCUUAACAUGGCGGCGUGUUUAAUAAAGCUUCAGCGCUAUGAAGAAGCUAUUGGACAAUGCACCGUAGUAUUAUCAGAGGAUGAAAACAAUAUGAAAGCGCUUUUCAGGCGAGGAAAGGCAAGGGCGGAGCUUGGACAGACAGAUGCUGCCCAGGAAGACUUCCUCAAGGCUCGGAAAUUUGCGCCAGAGGACAAAGUCAUUGCAAGGGAGUUGCGUUUGCUGGCUGAACAAGACAAGGCUCUUUAUCAGAAGCAAAGGGAGAUCUAUAAGGGAAUCUUUGGACCACCUCCAGUAGCGAAACAAAAGCGAACGAACUUCUUGAUUGUUUUCUGGCAAUGGUUGCUAUCGAUAUUCUAUCGUCUUUUUAGACGCCAAAGGCAAAAAUCUGACUAGUAAAGCUCUUCAACUUGUGUCAAGCUAGCCUUCUUGAAUAGCAUGAACUAAUCCCUGGUCUUGAGUGUCUGUGCGGCAAAUGUUAGGCUGAAAAAUAAACGGACCAGCUUGUAUGAUUGUGUGUUACUUUUCUACUUCUUUUUUGCGGUUUGAAUUGUAUCAGGAAAUUUGAUCACGGACUUUUGGAAGGUAUGCAAAAACAAAGUCUAUGGUGGUUAGAUUUUUUUU